UUUAUAUUUCACCUUUAUGAUUCUCUUUCUUAUAUACUUCUGUGUAAAUCCUUGACCUAUAGCUUGUUCACUUUGUUUCAGUCAAGGAAUUCUCUCUUGUGAUCUGCGUAUAAAUCUACUAAGCACACACACACACACACAAGUUAAAAAAAAAAAUAUAUAUGUCAAUGGACAUGAUGGCAACCGAACGUGUUUGUUAUGUUCACUGCAACUUCUGCAACACCACUCUAGCGGUUAGUGUUCCAUGCAGCAGUUUCCUCACCAUAGUGACGGUUAGAUGUGGGCAUUGUGCCAAUUUGCUAUCAGUUAACAUGGGAGCUUCACUUCAAACACAUCCCCCUCAAGACCCUCAGAAACAGCACCUAAGUGUUCAAGAGCCAAGUAUCAAGGAACUGGGAUCAUCUUCAAAAUGCAAAGCAUUACCGGUAGACCAUGAGCAACCUAGGGUUCCUCCAAUUCGUCCUCCUGAGAAGAGACAACGUGUUCCUUCUGCUUAUAAUCGGUUCAUUAAGGAGGAAAUCCAAAGAAUUAAGGCAAGUAAUCCAGAUAUCAGCCACAGGGAAGCAUUCAGCACAGCAGCCAAAAACUGGGCACAUUUCCCUCACAUUCACUUUGGGUUAAAGCUGGAUGGAAACAAACAAGCAAAGUUGGACCAGGGUGACACUACUCAAAAGUCUAACGGAAUCUACUGAUAUAAAUACAAGUUUAUACAUCCAUUAUCAUCUUGGUUUUUUAUGUGCUUGACCUAAAUCAAUGAAAGAUGAGGUUGAUCAAAUUUCCCAGUCAAACAACUGCAUGGGAGACACUCCUGAAAAUUAACCUCACCCUCUCACCCCAUGUUUAAUAGUAUUUGUGUUUCCCUUUUCUGGUUGUUAAGAAAUGAUUGCUAUUCUAGUGAUUGCAUUAUUAUGUUGAACUUAGGCACUUAAGUAUACAUUAUAAGUUCCUUCUAUAUUAUAAUAAUGUGU
Messenger RNA from Gastrolobium bilobum, 968 nucleotides. RefSeq names its product putative axial regulator YABBY 2. Bases 162 to 692 code for a protein of 176 amino acids. Gene Ontology annotation, cellular component: nucleus. Lineage: Eukaryota; Viridiplantae; Streptophyta; Magnoliopsida; Fabales; Fabaceae. The record is from RefSeq and is a predicted model, not a curated record. Gene Ontology annotation, biological process: cell fate commitment; multicellular organism development. The transcript is spliced from 6 exons.